UGCGCCACUGUCCACACCACAGAUCCUUCGUUCACAAGUUCUGCCUCCACAGCAGAGGAGAAUCAGGAGACUUCUUACGUUAGGAAGAUAGCCGACAGGAAAACGACUCUGAAGACACCAUUUCAAGUGCCGUGUGGAACGAGUGGUGGGAGCUGAAUAAGACAGAGUACAGUAGGACAGUUGAGGGAACUUGGAGCUGGCUCAAGCGGUGGACUAGGGUUCUUCCAAUCUGUAAUGAUCACUGUAGAAAGGGACGAUGCUUGUUAUUUCUGAGUAGCUACCGAGAUUGACGUCAUCAGUGCUUCCAAUUGUUUGGUUGGGAGUUGAGUAUCUGGGAAUGAGGUGGAAAAGGAAGAACAGUGAGCUGGCCUAAGGCACGGGAUUGUGCGGGCCAUAGGGGGCGCAAUUGCGAUGCAUCUUUCUGCAAGUUUCCUAUUGUGUGCCCUCUUUGCAGCUGGACUGGUUGCAGGGCAAGUUGAGCGUGUGUGUCAGGGUGUGUCUGAUGAGUCUUCGCUGCAGACGGCGCUAGCGGCGGCAACGUCAGGGUCUGUCGUCACAAUCUGUAGCAAUGUCAACCUCACCGCCACGCUCGUCGUGAAGGCGCCACUUACAGUGCAGGGCAACUGCAGCGCCCCAGGAUGCAAGAUCUCGGCGGCCCUGCCUAGGACUGUCAACCAGAUGUUUAGCGUGGCGCCGUCUACGGGGCCUGUGUUUUUCAGAAACCUGCAGCUGGAUUCUGGAGUGGCACUGUCCAGUCAGACUGGGACCCUCCUCACGGGAGGGGCUGUGCUGCUGAGCACCAACUCCGUAACCACCUUUGUCAACGUGCUCUUCACCAACAAUGCUGCCGAUGAAGGCGGCGCCGUCUUCUCCAAUGGCGCGAACGCCACGUUCGUCGGAUGUACCUUCACUGGCAACACCGCGACGGCCAGCGGGGGUGCUUUCCAGGCGGCCGGGGGCUCUGCUUCGAUCCUCAGCUCCAGUUUCUUUGCAAACAGUGCGCCUCUUGGGGGCGCAGUUUACCUGCAACAAACAGCUGCUCCGGCGGUUGUGAGGGGGAGCCUGUUUGUGGGGAACAGAGCGACGGUGCAGCAGGGGGGGGCGAUCUUUGUUGGGGUGCGGACAGUGAAUGCGUCGAUCGGGGGCAACACAUUUGCCGGAAAUACGGCCACAGUCAGCGGCGGCGCUGUGCACGACGACGGGGCCUCUCAGAGUGGCGCGGUUGUGAGCACCGCGUUCACUGUUCUCAGCGGCAACGCUUUCAGUCAAAACACCGCUCCCCAGGGGGGCGCUGUCUCGAACAGCGUCGCGCAGACCAGUUUCUGUAGCCCGGAGCUUUUUGUGAACAACAGCGCCACUACGGGAACGAGCUUGUUUGCGGCGGGGUCUACAAACAGCGAGGCGACGCGCUUCUGUCCGGUCGCACCGACGGACCUGGCGUUCAUCUCGGACGUGGGGGGAGUCUUUGCGACAGACUGCGCGUACUGCAACUGCGGCCCCAACAACCCGUGCGACGCAAACGCGGUCUGCACCCCAGGGUCCCGGACCGCCAACCUGACGUGCGCCUGCCGCAACGGGUUCAGUGGGAACGGUUACGUGUGCCUGGGGGCCAGCAAUUCGAGCCUGCUGUUAGGGAACACUGGCGCGUCUACGAGCCUGGCAGCGCUUGCAAGCCUGACAGCCGUUUCGAGCCCGGCAGCCGGAGCGCCCGCGCCAGGCCCUGCCACCAUCCUAGUUGCGCCGGGUCCGGCCCCUUCCCCUGUCUCCCGAAACAGCACUCUUACAAACACCACAGCGGGUAACGUAACGAGUCUCGCAAACGGAACCGCUCUGAACGGAACGGUCCCCUUGAACGGAACGGGCACUCUGAACGGAACAGCCAUCAACGGAACGGUUCCGUUGCCUCUCAACGUGACCGUACCGGCCCCCGCCCCGUCUGCCAACCGGACCAACGUAACGGCCGCGGGCCCGAACGCUGCGAACGUUACGCUGCCCCUCCCGGUCAACGCAACUGCAAACGUCACCGGUCCCGUCUCGGCCCCCGCGCCAGGGCCGAUCUUCAACGGAACGCUUCCGCUCCCCACAAACGGAACGGUCAAUGUAACCUCCCCCCCUCCUCCCCUGCUCGCUCCUCCCCCCCCGCUAGCGACAAACGCAUCGUCACCCCCCCCGCUAGCAACAAACGCGUCGUCACCCCCCCCGCCACCCCCCCUCCUCGCGCCGCCACCCCCCCUCGCCACGAACGCAUCUUCCCCCCCGCCUCUGAACCCCCCUCCCCCCGCCUUUCCCCCCCCAAGACCAAAUGUGACCUUUCCCGUUGCUACAAACGCGACUGCACCCCCUCCAAUAGAAACAAAUGCGUCGGCCCCGCCUCCGCUUCUUCUUCCACCCCCCCCGCCGCCCAAUCCGCCGCCGCCAGGAGCCCCUCCCCCGCCCCUGCCAACUGUUCCUGUCAUCGUCACCCCUGACGUCAGGCCACCCCCCCCAAUCAUUACCACUCUUCCUCCUGCGUUCCCCCCCCCAGAAGUAGCGACCCUCCCUCCUGCGCCACCCCCCCCGGCAGCGACUCCGUCUCCCCCGGCUCCCACUGGUGGCCUGUUGGGCGGCCCAGCCUCGCCCCCUCCCCCCGUCUGCACGUGCCCCACCGGGCAGGCCCCGGGGAUCGCGGCAACCGCUCUUGCCUGCAGCUGCAACUACCCGCUCACUGCCAGCUACCGGAUGGUCAACAGGAACCUGGCGGACUGGACCACGAUCUUUUCGUCGUCGUUCUCGAACGACCUCGCGGGUCUCAUCGGCGUCCAGCCGUCCCAGAUCCUCUACACCAACGUGGCGCAAGGCAGCAUCCUGCUUGACACCAACGUCGUCCCGCUCUCUGGGCCCACUCUGGACAACGCGACAGUGUCAAGAAUCUCAGGCGUGCUCCAGCAGGGGCAGCCGCUUAACCUGAGCACGGCACAGUAUGGAGAGGUGCUUGUGACUAGCGUAGGGCAACCGGCACAGCUGACGAGUGGCACCCCCCCCUCCGGCAGCGGCGUCAGCGUCACCCCCAGCGGACCAACCCCUAGCAACGCCCCCGGAACGACCAACACUUCUUCCGGGGGGGGCGGUUCAAGCAUCGGUGUCAUUAUCGGCGCAGUCGUGGGGGGAGUUGUUGGCCUCGCUCUAGUUCUCGCCGUCAUCGCUCUGCUGAUACGCCGGAAGAAGCGGAAGCCGCGGUUGCCCCCCCCCAUAACGCCGCCGGAGCUUGCGCAGCCCCCGAAGGCGCUGGAGAGGCCGCUAAGUGCGCGAGCGGCGAGUUCCAGGGGGGGGGACAGCCCACUUCCUACCCCAGGUCGUGAGGACAUUGCUGAUAAGGCCCUGUUUGGCACCUUCCGCCGCUUCGGCUACCCGGAGAUUCAGGAAGCGACUGACGAUUUCGCCGCCGCGAACCUUCUUGGAGAGGGAGGCUUUGGCUUGGUAUACAGGGGCACUUUUGCUGACGGGACCAUGCUUGCAGUCAAGCACCUGAAGAACACGCAGCAGGGGCAAGCGGAGAGCGAGUUCUUGUCGGAGUUAGGCACCCUGGGGCGCGUGCGCCACCGCAAUUUGGUCGCCCUCAAGGGCUUCUGCGUUACUGCCGCCGACUGCUUCCUCAUCCUCGACUUUGCGGCGGGGGGGAACCUGGACCAGGCGCUCAGGAGCCCCACCCGGCCGCCUCUGACGUGGCCCCAGCGGAUGAACAUUGCGGUGGGCGCUGCGAGGGGACUGUCGUACUUGCACAACGACUGCCGGCCCACCAUCAUUCACAGGGACAUCAAGAGCGCGAACAUUCUGCUGGACUCCGAGGGGGAGGCGGAGGUGGCGGACUUUGGGCUGUCCAAGCUGCUCGACUCCGGCCAAACGCAUCACAGCACGCGUGUACGGGGAACUUACGGCUAUGUGCGUACACUCUACCUUGUCGAGACUGCAUAA
This is a messenger RNA of Klebsormidium nitens, 3951 nucleotides long. The record is from the annotation of a GenBank genome assembly. Lineage: Eukaryota; Viridiplantae; Streptophyta; Klebsormidiophyceae; Klebsormidiales; Klebsormidiaceae.